UUUAUGUGUGGGAGGGGUGUGUGGCGGUCAUAAGACUACUUGCUGGAGUUGGUUCUGGCUUUCCACCCUUUUGAGUCCCGCAAAUGGAACUGGGAUUGUCGGGUUUGGCGGCAAUCGCUCUUACCCGCGAUCAUCUUACUGGCCUUUUAUAAAAAACCUUUAAGAUAGGGUAAUGCUCUAGAAUUCAGGAGACAGCGGAGGAUAACCUUGAGCUCCCGGAUCCUGCAGCCUCCACUUCCCAAGGAGCAGGGUAACUGGAGUGUACCUCUGGCCCGCGCAUGCGCAGCUCCGGCUAGCUGUCCCCGUUUGGCGCCGCGGGCAGUGAAGAACCUGUGAGAAAUCUCCCGGCGGCGCGGACUAGGCGCGCCACUUCCGGUCGGGGCUCCUAACAACGGGGGAGGCCGGUAACCAGGGUGGGGGGGAUGGCGGAGCGGGCUCCAGAGCCCGGGGCGGAGGCGGAGGCGGGCGCAGGCGGGGAGGCGGCGGCAGAAGAGGGCGCGGCGGGCCGAAAGGCGCGGGGCCGGCCGCGGCUCACAGAGUCGGACCGGGCCCGGAGGCGGCUCGAGUCCCGGAAGAAGUACGACGUGCGGCGCGUGUACCUGGGCGAGGCGCACGGCCCCUGGGUGGACCUGAGACGGCGCAGCGGCUGGAGCGACGCCAAACUCGCUGCCUACCUCAUUUCGCUGGAGCGCGGCCAGCGUAGCGGCCGCCACGGGAAGCCUUGGGAGCAAGUCCCCAAAAAGCCAAAGCGGAAGAAAAGGCGGAGGCGCAACGUGAACUGCCUGAAGAACGUGGUGAUCUGGUAUGAGGACCACAGACACCGGUGCCCGUAUGAGCCCCACCUGGCUGAGCUCGACCCUACCUUCGGCCUCUACACGACGGCCGUGUGGCAGUGUGAAGCUGGCCACCGCUACUUCCAGGACCUGCACUCUCCGCUCAAGCCCCUCAGCGACUCAGAGCCCGACAGUGACAAAGUGGGCAAUGGCCUGGUGGCUGGCAGCUCUGACUCCUCCAGCUCUAGCUCCAGCUCUGACUCGGAUGAGCCGCCUGAGGCCCAACCGGCCAAAGCCUCAGCUGCUGCUGCAGUCACCCCUGCCAGCCCCCCCGGCAGCAGUGGGCUGAUCACUCAGGAAGGAGUCCAUCCCUUUGAUGUCCACCACGUGGAGAGCCUGGCUGAGCAGGGCACCCCUCUGGGCCAGAACCCCGCGAGCAGUGGGCCUGAGGCCCUGGAGACGGUGGUGUGUGUGCCUGUGCCCAUGCAAAUGGGCACCGGCCCUGGCACCCUCUUUGAGAACAUGCCCCAGGAGGCACUGGGUGAGGUGGUGGCCAGCUGCCCAGUGUCAGGCAUGGUACCUGGCUCCCAGGUGAUCAUCAUUGCUGGUCCUGGCUAUGACACCCUCACAGCCGAGGGCAUCCAUCUCAACGUGACUGCUGGCAGUGGCACUCCCAGCAGUGGCCUGGGUGAGGAGGUACCCUGUGCCAUGAUGGAAGGUGUGGCAGCCUAUACACAGACGGAACCCGAGGGUACCCAGCACAGCACCAUGGACACGACCUCCAUAGCCAGCAUUGAGACCAAAAAAGACACCGCCCCGUGUCCCCCCGUAGAGAAGGAGGACCUGUAUACGCUCAAGGAGGAGAAAGAGGAUUCAGUAGCCCCAGAGCUGGUAGAGCUGGCAGCCACCAUGCCCGAGAAUGCAGAGGCAGAAGCAGAUGUGGAUGGAGAAGAACUGGAUGGCAGUGACAUGUCAGCUAUCAUCUAUGAGAUCCCCAAGGAGCCAGAGAAGAGACGGCGGAGUAAGCGGUCACGGGUGAUGGAUGCUGAUGGCCUGCUGGAGAUGUUCCACUGUCCCUACGAGGGCUGCAGCCAAGUGUAUGUGGCUCUCAGCAGCUUCCAGAACCACGUCAACCUGGUGCACCGAAAAGGAAAGACCAAAGUGUGCCCUCACCCUGGCUGUGGCAAGAAGUUCUAUUUGUCCAACCACCUGCGGCGCCACAUGAUCAUCCACUCAGGCGUCCGAGAGUUCACUUGUGAGACCUGCGGCAAGUCUUUCAAGAGGAAGAACCAUCUGGAGGUACACCGGCGCACCCACACUGGAGAGACGCCCCUGCAGUGCGAAAUUUGCGGGUACCAGUGCCGGCAGCGGGCAUCGCUCAACUGGCACAUGAAGAAGCACACAGCAGAGGUGCAGUACAACUUCACGUGUGAGCGCUGCGGCAAGCGCUUCGAGAAGCUGGACAGCGUCAAGUUCCACACACUCAAAAGCCACCCGGACCACAAGCCCACCUGACCUGCCCGCGCCCACGGACCUCAGCCUCUAUUUAUUUGUACUCUUGGACAUCAUGCCCAGGCCUGUCAGAGCCCAAGACAGCCACUGGGGCUGCCCCAACCGCAGGCCGGAAGGAGGCGUUCCCCGCUCGCCCUGGGCAGGUGCCCCACCCUGCCCCCUCACAUCCCACCCGGAGCUGGCACCUGGGACUGCACUGCUGAACUGUGUCAAGAGCACAGAGUGAGAUUAAAGUGAAGAAGGAGA
Messenger RNA from Peromyscus leucopus (white-footed mouse), 2531 nucleotides. RefSeq names its product zinc finger protein 653 (gene Znf653). Gene Ontology annotation, cellular component: nucleus. Gene Ontology annotation, biological process: regulation of transcription by RNA polymerase II. NCBI's taxonomy places the organism in Eukaryota, Metazoa, Chordata, Mammalia, Rodentia, Cricetidae. The record is from RefSeq and is a predicted model, not a curated record. Gene Ontology annotation, molecular function: transcription coregulator activity.